Molecule: messenger RNA, 7274 nt
Organism: Mus musculus (house mouse)
Lineage: Eukaryota; Metazoa; Chordata; Mammalia; Rodentia; Muridae
Gene: Socs7
Product: suppressor of cytokine signaling 7
Exons: 10
Coding region: 144-2090 (648 amino acids)
Biological process (GO): intracellular signal transduction; protein ubiquitination
Cellular component (GO): plasma membrane; nucleus; cytoplasm
Source: RefSeq, marked validated
GCCCCCUCUAUGAGGCAGAGGCCGCGGCGGCCGUUAGCGCUGUCGCUCCGGGGGCCGCGGCGGGCGGGGCUCCGGCGGGGCCCGGCCUAGUCCCCACCCAGCCCGGCUCCUAGCCGCCCGCCCUCCCUCCCUUCGCCACCCCGAUGCAGGGGGCCGAGCUCCGGGACGGCGAGGCGGCGGCGGCGGCCGCUUCGUACCGGGUCCUGAGCCGCCUCCUCGGCUAUGGAGAGGCCGCCCCCGAGCCAGGCCCGCCGCCGCCGCCGCCGCCCCCGGGCCACAGCCAUGGCCCGUCGCCGCCACCACCCUUCCUCGCGCGGCCCGGCUCGCGGGGCGCCCGGCCGCCUCAGCUGAUGGUGUUCCGCAACGUGGGGCGGCCGCCGGAGGAGGAGGACGCGGAGGCGGCCCGGGAGCCGGGACCCUCGGAACUGCUGUGUCCCCGGCACCGCUGCGCGCUGGAUCCCAAGGCCCUCCCGCCGGGCUUGGCGCUCGAGCGGACCUGGGGUCCCGUGGCUGGACUAGAGGCGCAGCUGGCGGCCCUGGGGCUCGGACAGCCGGCGGGGCCGGGGAUCAAGACUGCCGGCGGAGGCUGCUGUCCGUGCCCGUGUCCCCCGCAGCCGCCGCCGCCGCAACCCCCGCCGCCUGCUGCCGCCCCGCAGGCCGGGGAGGACCCGACGGAGACGAGCGACGCGCUGCUGGUCCUGGAGGGCUUGGAAUCGGAGGCCGAGAGCCUGGAGACUAACAGCUGCUCGGAAGAGGAGCUCAGCAGCCCCGGCCGUGGAGGAGGAGGAGUGGGUGGCCGGCUGCUUCUGCAGCCUCCGGGUCCCGAACUACCCCCGGUGCCCUUUCCGCUGCAGGACUUGGUCCCUCCAGGGCGCUUGAGCCGAGGGGAGCAGCAGCAGCAGCAACCUCCCCCACCGCCGCCGCCUCCCGGGCCCCUCCGGCCUCUCGCAGGCCCUUCUCGGAAGGGCUCCUUCAAAAUCCGCCUCAGUCGCCUGUUUCGCACGAAGAGCUGUAACGGCGGCUCGGGCGGCGGGGAUGGGACCGGCAAGAGGCCUUCGGGAGAUCUGGCAGCUUCAGCUGCGAGCCUGACCGACAUGGGAGGCUCAGCGGUCCGGGAGCUGGAUACGGGGAGGAAACCCAGGUUGACAAGAACUCAAAGUGCCUUUUCCCCGGUCUCCUUCAGCCCCCUGUUCACAGGUGAGACAGUAUCGCUUGUGGACGUGGACAUUUCUCAGCGGGGCCUGACCUCUCCACACCCUCCAACUCCCCCUCCUCCUCCAAGAAGAAGCCUCAGCCUCCUAGAUGAUAUCAGUGGGACGCUGCCUACAUCUGUCCUUGUGGCUCCGAUGGGGUCUUCCUUGCAGUCUUUCCCCCUACCUCCGCCUCCUCCACCCCACGCCCCAGAUGCGUUUCCCCGAAUUGCUCCCAUCAGAGCGUCAGAAUCCCUGCACAGCCAGCCCCCUCAGCACCUCCAGUGUCCCCUCUAUCGGCCCGACUCAAGCAGCUUUGCAGCCAGCCUUCGAGAGCUGGAAAAGUGCGGCUGGUACUGGGGACCUAUGAAUUGGGAAGAUGCAGAGAUGAAACUGAAGGGGAAGCCAGAUGGUUCUUUCCUGGUACGAGACAGCUCUGAUCCUCGUUACAUCCUGAGCCUCAGCUUUCGAUCACAGGGUAUCACCCAUCACACUAGAAUGGAGCACUAUAGAGGGACUUUCAGCUUAUGGUGCCAUCCCAAGUUUGAGGAUCGCUGUCAGUCGGUGGUGGAGUUCAUUAAGAGAGCCAUCAUGCACUCCAAGAACGGGAAAUUUCUCUAUUUCCUGAGAUCCAGGGUCCCAGGACUGCCACCAACUCCAGUACAGCUGCUCUAUCCAGUGUCCAGAUUCAGCAAUGUCAAGUCCCUCCAGCAUCUUUGCAGAUUCCGGAUCCGGCAGCUUGUCCGAAUAGACCAUAUUCCGGAUCUGCCACUGCCUAAACCUCUGAUCUCUUACAUUCGAAAGUUCUACUACUAUGAUCCUCAGGAAGAGGUGUACCUGUCCCUAAAGGAAGCGCAGCUCAUUUCCAAACAGAAACAAGAGGUGGAGCCUUCCACGUAGCAGCAAGGACCCCUGCUGUUGAACAUGAAGGCAUUUGAUCGCCAGGCUCCAGCUUGAAGAACCAAAUGAGGCUACCACAAAAGAAGAAUCUGGCAGAAAGAGAAGAGCGGGUUGUGAUUCCUGGCACAGACUUUGGUUCCCCUGUAGCCCUGGGGCUUGGAAGAAGCACACAACCAUCCUCCAAGUGGGGCUCCCCACUCCCCAACCCAUGAACCCCAGGGCCAGAUGAGCUCCUUGGAAAACUGGAAGAAGUCUUAACACUGUUUGUUUUCAGAAGUUAGCUUUUAGUAUUUACAUUUCUCGGUGGAAGGCAGCGGGGGUCUAUACCCAUUGAAUUGAAGGUGGUGAUGGGGAUGAGCAGGUCAAGGGAAGGGUGGGGCGAGGAAGCCUGGUUGUUCAGCUGGUGCCAAAGGCAGCACUGAAGUCUCUUCCGUGAACCUGGAGGGAGGGCGGGCGAGCCAGAGAGGUGCAAGAAUGAGAUGGGAGGUUUCUGGGAAAGGCAUCUGAUUCUCAUCUCCUGCUCCAACCGGCGAGGGAGGGGCGGGGAGAGAGGGUGGUGAGUGACAGAGGAACUGUUCGCUCAUUCUGUUUGCUGGGGAAGAGCUCAAUCCCACUCCUUCCCUUUCAAGGUUUACAGACCUGAUUGCAGAAUCGCCUCUCAUGGAAUUGGUGUGCAUUUUGUUGACUAAAUUCCUUAAGCUCAGUGACCUGAGGCAAACCCAGUUCUCCCUGCCCUCAGCCCCUUCCCCUCAGUAACUGUGGAUUUCACUUUGGUCAAACCAACGCUCCUCUUGCUCUGCCAGCUGUGCAGGCAGUGGUGUGUCCAUCCCCGUUCCCCCCCCCCCCACCCGUGGGCAGUUCAGAGCUCCAAUCCUGGGCUGCCAGGGCUUUACCCCAACUGUCAGCAACCCCAUGCCUGGAGCAUGCUUCCAGAUUCUUUGUGGCAAAGCGUAUCCACAGCUAAGGAGUCAGUGUUACCCCGCCCGCCCGCCUGUCAGCUAGUGAGCGGAAGUGUGGAGGAAGUGAGAAACAGCUAUCAUGCUCCUAGAGGAGCCUGCGCGGCUCAGCCUUAACGGGAUUUCUGUAGUGCAGAAAAGGCAUGGCGUCUCAUGGCCAUAGGCUUAUCAGUGUUGUCAUCCCACCCCUGAGAUGGAGGUGGCAAGGGCUUCUUCAUUUCCCCAUGUUCAUUCUUGCAACCCGGACAUUUCCUGAGUCAGACCCUGUUGCCUUUCCUCACUGGGAACCUGUCAGAUGCUAGUUUGCCUUUCAGAUGGAUGUGGAGGGAGGGAAGAACUUCGGUGCUUGAGUAGUCUUUGUGUCACAUAAGUUUGCUGUCCUACAGAACUACUCAAGAUGGACAGUGGGGUUGUUGGGUUCAUUACUCUUAACCCUGUAGUAUUUCAUGUGAUGGCCUUUUGAGUUCCCCCUGCUUGUGUCUGCCUCAGGUGACAAAGUAAAUAUCGUCAGUCUUGGGUUUCCUGAUGGUGGGGUGAAGCCCUGUGUCUAGGUAACUUAGAGAACUGUCUUAUCUGGAAAGUGGCCUGUGGGUUCCCUCUGUGCGUGGAGUCACCUUCCUCCUCCUUGAACUAAACACAGAGAUGUGUUUUCUCAGCCGACUAUAAAGAACGGAGCCCCAAAAGGAACAGUUAUGUGUCAGUCCAUUUCACUGUUAACAUAGCUCAUGGUCAUCCUAAGGUCAGGAUUCAGAGACUGGCGUACCUGUCAGCUCUGCCUCUGGAGGGUGCAGGCCACUUGCCAUCUUGUAGAAAGGGCCGUGUGUAAUGGAGUCCAACGUCCAGAGUCAUAGAGGUCUUCACGGGAUUAAUAUUUGCAGUCCAGAGAUCGUUUCUCCCAUUUCAGCCACCCAUGAUAUAAAAAUUCCCUUUCAGCCGUGUUUGCAUUGCUUGCAUGGCUGUGAGCUAGGUAGUGUGGACGGAUGUGAGGUAGAAGACAAGACCCCUGCCCUGAGGGAACUGGAAAGUAACUGUUGCUCAGGAAGGAAUUGGAACACUACUCAGUGUUGCAUAAAAUCAAGGACCAUCUUUAAAGAUCGAGUGGGCAUGAUCAGGGUAGACCAGAUGGUCUGGGAAAGCUCUGGUGAUAAGGCUUGUAGGUGAGGGCGCUGUGACAGAGACUCAAGCUAAAGUACAGAGCAGAAAUGUGUGGCAAGGUCAACAGCAUCAGAGUCCUACUGGACCGCAGUCUUUGGACAGGUCUGAAGGCUAGGGAGAAUGAGAGUGUGAUGGAAGACAAAGCCAGCGUCAGCAGACACCUCUGGUCCUGGGGUCACCCAUGGAGAAUUUCUAUACUCAGGUGCAAGCCAGACCUGCUCCAGAGCAUGGCAGCCUCACCCUUUCUGUCCUGGGAACUUGUGUUGUGCUGUUCUUAGGAGCUUCGGUGUUCCAGUCACAACUGGCCUGACCCUUCCUCAGCAGGAUGGGCCACAAAACAGCAGUGUGGGAGACAGCUCUAGGAGGAGGCAUGGCCUGGCCCCAGGAGGCCUUGUUAGAAGGGAGUGAGCAGUUGAGCCUGUUGACUGGGGAAGGGAGGGAGCGAGGCGAGAGGGCAUGGAUGGGUCUUCAUCUUUCGCAGAUGGUGGGGCAGUGCUAAUGGAAGUGCAGUCUGCAGGAGGAACUCAACUUGUCUUUGGUGGUUAUGUGCCAGUCACAAACUGGGAAAGGCAGUCACUUUUAGAGACUAAAACUGCUGCAGUUUUCUAAGUUGUGGUUGGGGGUGUCGCUACUCCUAGAUGCAGCCUAUGUAACCUUCACUCGUUUAUAACUGAUCUACUGUAACCUUCCUCAAACGGGUAUGUUAUUGUAAGCUAGUGACAACUACUGCUGCAAGUUGUAGUUACUUGAAACGUGUGUCUGUGCUGGUAGUGCAGGCAUGGGGGAACAGGAGCUUGGCUGUGGAUCCACCUGUCCUGACUUGAUCGUGGUUGUGCACCAAGUGACAUACAUGUGCAUAGAAAGGUUUGGAAGUGUCUCAGCUCCUGUCUCUCCUUGUCCCACUGUCACUUGGACUAAGCCUCUGAGGCCAAGCAGGGUGUGGUGGGAUGGCUACACAUGCCCUGUGAUGCAUGUCCCCUGAGGACUAGGAAAUGGUACAGCCCUAGAAGAGCCCCAGGGAGCCACCCUUUCAGCCUUGCCUCAUGUCUCUAGGAGGGCAUGGCCUGCUUGAAGCUCCAAUCCCAUGGGAAGUAGGGACAGGAAAAGCUUCCCUGGGUAGGAGCUUCCUUCCCUUCCUUGUUGCUUUUCUCUUACCUUUGAGCCCAGGAGUGAGAGGCCAAGUCGGCGAGAUGGAAAGAGCCGUUCACAGGUCUAGAGUUUUGCGUAAGCGAGCGAGAAAGCGCCCUCAUUUGUCCAAGUCUUGUCUGCAGUUGGGGUGUUAGGAACAUCUCCACUGGCGGGGACUAGGGUUCGCUUUCCACUCUGAUGAGAGAAUGGCAUGCCCACGUGUGGAGGGGAUGAGCUCUGAGUUAGACAUUUUCCCUAUGGGAAUCCUCUUGGUUUGGUUUGUGGGGCGAGGGGAGUGGAUAUGUGGUUUUUAUUUGUAGUCAUCAACACAGCUGUCCUUACACUGAACCUGUGCUAUUGCAUACAUGUAGCCAUCUUUCUUUUCACUGCAGCAGUGUUUAUCGGUAGUUCAAAACGAUUUAUUUGCUCCUGGGGAGUAAAAACCUUUUUUAUUAAAAAAGAAAAAAGAAAAAAAAAAAGAAAGAAAGAAAAGAAAGAAAGGUGUGCCCCAUUAUGAUAGCUGUAGAAUUGUUGGGCCACAAGAGUCACGUCUGCAAGUCCCCUGUGGUCCAUCUGUUUUGGCACUGGAGCCCUCGUGCUCAGUACAGUGUGACAGGGGCCCUUCCUUGGAAACGUGGAGAACAUUUUGGGAGUGAGGUUGGGUUGAAUCACUGAGAGGGCUCUGGGGACAGAACUGCAGUUGAAAAUAGAAUACUGAUUCUGUAAUCUGCCAGAGAAAGGACCUUUCUUUACAUACAGAUUUCAUGUGUCCUUGAUCUUUCAUUGCUUCCUGGUGUCCUGGAUAGGGGUCACCUAGUUUCUUCUGGUGUCCCUCUUGUCUUUCCUGUCCUUUGUCCUGUCCCUUCCCACUUCAUCUACCUCCCAGAAAGCCCACCCUGCAUGCUGUUUGUGACAUGCUUUCACUCAUCCCAUCUUCAGAGGGUUUUAGAGGGUCCCUGGAGUCGCUCCCUGCCCCACUGACCCCUCCUCAUAGUGCCAAGAGGCAGCAAGGAGCAGACAAGCAGCCAGGCAGACAGCAACAUUGAAUCGCAGCUGGACUGUGACGGCAGCUGCUCCUGGAGACAGAUAGGGAAAACAAGGCAUUCUUCAGCCCACUUGCUGUGCUCUGUGGGCAGUGGGCUGAUGCCACCACUCCUCCAUCCCUGGUGCUCCCAAGAGGGACGGGCAAGAGCCAGGCACCGCUCUGGGCAGGCCAGACAUGAGGAUGCCUGCACAGGUGCUGCACUGGUGCUGCAUAGCACAGGCACUGACCGCUGUGCAUUCUGGUGGGUUUUCAGAAACUCCGUGCUGAGGGGUGUCAUUCUGGACUCAGUGGUUGGAGUUUUUUUCACCACCGGGGAGCUGUACCCCCAUAACCACUCUGUCCUGCUUAGCCACCCCUGCCCUCCAAGCCAAAGCGUGGCCUGGCUUUUGUCUUCCCAUUUAGUUUCCCUACUUUAUUCUCCCUUUUUUGUGCUUAAUUUAUUAAAAUAGUUGCUGUAUAAUUUAUUUUCAUAAAGUAUAAAAAAAUAACUAAAUGGUUAAAAUAGACUUGCAGGCCAAUCUUAAAUGGGGGUGGGUCUGGGGUGGGAUGGGGAGAGGGAAAGAUGUUUUGAUAUAAACAAAACAAAUGCACUUUGGGUGUGUUUUGGUAUUUUUCUGGGCAUAGAGGGGUGGGUGUUGGGAUGUCCCUGUAGAUUAGUUCCAGAGUGGGGUGUCUGUAAAUACUGUACUAAUAGGCAUGUGUGACUCUUGUAAAGGGACAUUAGUAGCUGCUGCAGGUCCUGUUUGGAAACUGUGUGUAUAAUUCCCGGUUUUUUGUAAGUGUCAGCGCGGGAGACAUUUGACUCUUGUGUUUGUAUCUCCUUUUUAUGAUUGCUGUACCGACCCAUGUCUUUUUGGGGAGGGAUGAAAAGAGAUUUGAAAUAAAAAUGUUUAGAAAUGA